CUGUAGUAGUCUAUAGUAAACUCUAAUUUAACGAGCAUAUUUUUAAUUUCCUUCCUUGUGUCAAAUCAGGUUUCAAGUUUGAAGAGUUAGACUAUAGCAAAAUAUCAACAUGGCUGCUUCCGAGGUGGAGAAACCUCCCUUGCUAGUGGUAGCUAUGGACUUCGGUACUACAUUUUCUGGUUAUGCGUUUGCUACACUGGAUGACUACAAAACUAAUCCAUUAUUAAUAUCAACUUAUACUUGGGCAACAGGGUCUCAAACUGGAAUGUCUUUGAAAACUCCAACAUGUAUUCUGUUUGAUUCUGAUGAAAAUUUUGUCGCAUUCGGAAAAGAUGCCGAGGACAAGUAUACUGAGCUUGCAAACGAAAACAUCCAUAAAGGAUGGCACUACUUUCGAAGAUUUAAAAUGGAUUUGUAUAAAACCGGGCCGCAGGAAAUGCCACGGGAUCUUAAAAUUAAAGACGAUCAAGGCAGGUCUAUGUCAGCCAUGAUAGUGUUUGCAGAGAGUAUAAAGUUCCUUAAAAAUCAUAUGAUGGGUGAAUGGGCCAAGAGAAAUCUGCAAAAAGCAUUUAAACCAGAUGAGAUCCAAUGGGUUUUAACAGUUCCCGCCAUUUGGAGUGAUGCGGCUAAACAAUUCAUGCGAGAGUCUGCUGUGGAGGGAGGUAUACGCAACACUAAGUUGAUUUUAGCAUUGGAACCCGAAGCAGCUUCUAUAUACUGUAAACAUAUCCCUAACGAACUUACAGUUACAGAUGGUCAAACUACAAUAGAUGCACUGUCACCAGGGACAAAAUACCUUAUCCUGGAUGCUGGAGGCGGUACCAUAGAUAUUACAGUACAAGAGGUUCAAGAGGACGGAUCUAUUAAACAACUGUACAUGGCUAAUGGUGGCGACUGGGGUGGUACGAAAGUCGACCUGGCCUUCGAAAAACUUUUGGAGGAAUUUGUAGGAAAGCCUGCUUUACAGAAAUUUCGACAAGAAAAUAAAUCUGGUCAAUUAGAUUUACAACGUGAAUUUGAAACAAACAAAAGAACAAUUAAAUCUGGUCAGACCAGUAAGACUACAAUACGAGUGCCUGUGUCCUUAAAAGAUGCUUACACGGCUGUUUCUGGUAAGGAACUGCAGAGUACAAAUGUAGCAAAAUUACAGAAAGAUAAACUGCGUCUGGCACCAGACACGGCCACUGACCUGUUUGCAGAACCAUGUGCGUACAUUGUAUCACAUCUUCAGAAGAUUUUUGAUGACCCAAAAGUAAAAGGAACCGACACCAUUCUUAUGGUGGGGGGAUUUUCUGAAUCACCUUUACUACAACAUGAAGUCAAGAAAGCAUUUCCAUCCAAAACCAUUAUCAUCCCACCAGAUGCAGGUCUAGCUGUACUUAAGGGAGCAGUCCAGUUUGGUUUUGAUCAAACUGUUAUCUCAACCAGGGUGUGUAAAGUGACAUACGGCAUAGCAAGUAGCAGUCCUUUUGAUGAAGGGAAAGACCCGGAAGAUAAAAAGUUUAUUGAUGAGGAUGGUGAUGUCUUGUGCAGAGGUCGAUUUAGUAAGCACGUAGAAAUCAGACAAUCUGUGAGAAUCGAUGAGGAGAUUAAAGAACAAAUCUAUUCACCGGUUUCUUCCGAUCAGACAUCAAUGGCAGUUGAUGUGUGGACGUCUACAAACAAAGAUCCGAGAUACACAGAUGAAAGGGGUUGUAGUCUUCACGGUAAAAUUUCUGUCGAACUUCCUGAUUCAAAACUAGGCGUUUGUCGGGAUGUUGGUGUUAAAAUGAUUUUUGGCAAGACGGAAUUAGAAGUGAAAGCCAUUGUUAGGCAUACAGGGAAAAGCACUGCUGCCAAAUUUGACUUCCUACGUUAAUAAAAAAAAAAAAAAAAAAAAAA
This is a messenger RNA of Mytilus trossulus (common blue mussel), 1881 nucleotides long. Its product is annotated as heat shock 70 kDa protein 12A-like. The transcript has 5 exons. The record is from RefSeq and is a predicted model, not a curated record. Bases 110 to 1858 code for a protein of 582 amino acids. Lineage: Eukaryota; Metazoa; Mollusca; Bivalvia; Mytilida; Mytilidae. Gene Ontology annotation, molecular function: ATP-dependent protein folding chaperone; ATP binding.